AUGUCCCCAAGGUGCCACCCCGCCGUUUGCUGUCCCCGCAGGUUCCUGGUGGCCGUGCCGGCGGUGGCCUCGCGGGGCGUGUCCCUGCACAGCGGGCGCCCCCCGCCGUGGGCGCAGCGGCAGCGGCAGCGCCUGGAGCAGCACCUGAGGGAGGAGCUGCGGGCCCGGGGGGCUCACCUGGCCCAGGGGCUGCACACGCAGUUCCCCGACCCCCGGCUGGUGCAGUACGACUGCGGUAAGCUGCAGGCGCUGGACGUGCUGCUGCGGCGCCUGCGGGCGGGCGGGCACCGCGUGCUGAUCUUCACGCAGAUGACGCGCAUGCUCGACGUGCUGGAGCGGUUCCUCACCUUCCACGGGCACAUCUACCUGCGCCUGGACGGCUCCACCCGCGUCGAGCAGAGACAGGCGCUGAUGGAGCGCUUCAACGCCGACAAGCGAAUCUUCUGCUUCAUCCUGUCCACGCGCUCGGGCGGCGUCGGCGUCAACCUGGCGGGGGCGGACACGGUGGUGUUCUACGACUCGGACUGGAACCCCACCAUGGACGCGCAGGCCCAGGACAGGUGCCACCGCAUCGGCCAGACCCGCGACGUCCACAUCUACAGGCUGAUCAGCGAGCGCACGGUGGAGGAGAACAUCCUCAAGAAGGCCAACCAGAAGCGGCUCCUGGGCGACAUGGCCAUCGAGGGCGGCAACUUCACCACCGCCUACUUCAAACAGCAAACCAUCCGCGAGCUGUUCGACAUGGCGCCCGAGGAGCCACCGCGGGACAGGGACGGCGACGGGGACAGAGAGAGGGACAGAGGGGACAGAGGGGACAGAGGGGACAGAGGGGACAGGGACAGGGACAGGGACAGGGACAGGGACAGGGACAGGGACAGGGACAGGGACGGGCCUGAGGACGACGAGGACCCCGCGGCCACCAGGAGGACGCACAUCCUGGAACAGGCGCUGUGCGGGGCCGAGGACCCCGAGGACAUCCGCGCGGCCUCGCAGGCGCAGGCCGAGCACGUGGCGGCGCUGGCCGAGUUCAGCGAGCAGCUGAGCCCCGAGGACGGGCCCGAGGAGGAGCUGAGCAAGGCCGAGCAGGAGAUCGCCGCCCUGGUGGAGCAGCUGACCCCCAUCGAGCGCUACGCCAUGAACUUCCUGGAGGCCUCGCUGGAGGAUGUCAGCAGGGAGGAGCUGAAGCAGGCCGAGGAGCAGGUGGAGGCGGCGCGCAAGGACAUCGACCAGGCCAAGGGGGGCGGGGGGCGCUUCCGGCUGCCCCCUCCCCCCACGGCCGGCCCCCCCGCGCCGCGAGGACGAGCAGGAGGAGGAGGCGGAGCCUGCGGGGGGCGUGGCCACCACCACAGGGGGCGUGGCCGCCUCGCCGGGCCAGGCGGAGCUCCAGGCGGAGAGAGCGGGAGGGGCGGAGCAAAGAGGAGGGGGCGGGGCCGGCUCCCGGAAGCCGCGCAGGGCCAGGCCCCGCCCACCGCACCCCGAGAGGGCGGGGACGCGCGCCAGCCAGCGCCUGCGGGCCGUGAUGACGUCAUCGGCGACGUCCUCGGCGCCGUCGCCGCCCCCCGUGACGUCACAGCCCGGCCCCGCGACGCCGUCGCCGCCCCCCGCCGCGGUGACGUCGUCGCCGCCCGCCACGCCGCCCCCCGUGACGUCACCGCCCCCCCAAGCCACGCCCCCGGGGCGGGGCAGGAGGAGAAGAGCCCCGCCCCCCCGGUGGCCCCGCCCCCGCGGCGCCGGCGCAGCGCCGACGUGGAGAUCCGGCAGAGCCGCGGCGCCGGCCCGGCCGCCAAGGUCCUGCGCACCCUGCCCGGCCGAUUGGUCACCGUCCUCGAGGCCCCGCCCCCUUCCGCCAGGGCGGGCGGAGCCUCCCGGGGCGCCCGGCGCCGCCCCCGCGACCGCCCCCCGCAGCCGCCGGCCACGCCCACCCCGCCCUCAGGGCCGUCGGCCCCGCCCCCCAAGCGCCGCCGGGGCCGCCCCCCUAAGCGGAGGCUGCUGGGAGGGGGCGGGGCCAGGCAGCGCCGGCGACGCCCACCCGGGGCCGCGCCCCAGCAGGGGGCAGGGCAGCGGAGGCGGCGGAAGGGGCGGGGCCGCCCCAUGCAGGAGCCAGGGGGCGGGGCCGACGAGGAGGAGUCCCCGCCCAGGAAGCGGAGGAGGGGGCGGCCGCCCAAGAUGGCGUCGCCCGAGAGGGGCGGGAACGGGGGAGGGGAGGGGUCGAGGCCGCCCAGUCCCCGCCCACCCUCGCCGGCCCCGCCCAGAACCACCCGGGCGCGCCCCGGGGCGCCCCUGGCCCCGCCCCUUCAGAGGGAGCCGCGACGGAGGCCACGCCCACCCGAGGACAGCGGAGACGAGGGCGUGGCCAAUGGGGGCGGGGCCAGGUGCAGGGAGCCCCUCCCCCAACCCCCGGCCAAGCGGAGGAGAAGGGGCGGGGCUAACGCCGGCCCCGCCCCCGCCAGGAGGAGGCGGCGUGGGCGGGGCUCCCCCGCGGCCCCGCCCCGCCGGCUGCAGCCCCCCCGGCGCUGCGCGGGCCCCGCCCAGGCUGGGGGAGGGGCCACCCCCCAGGACCCGCCCCCGGGGGUUGGGGCGGUGCUGAGGGGGAGGAAGGCCAAGACGUGA
Molecule: messenger RNA, 2610 nt
Organism: Haemorhous mexicanus (house finch)
Lineage: Eukaryota; Metazoa; Chordata; Aves; Passeriformes; Fringillidae
Product: helicase SRCAP-like
Exons: 9
Coding region: 1-2610 (869 amino acids)
Cellular component (GO): Swr1 complex
Molecular function (GO): histone binding; DNA binding; ATP hydrolysis activity
Source: RefSeq, a predicted model, not a curated record